Schistocerca piceifrons (Central American locust) is the source of this 2423-nucleotide messenger RNA. Its product is annotated as nose resistant to fluoxetine protein 6-like. Bases 1 to 2223 code for a protein of 740 amino acids. NCBI's taxonomy places the organism in Eukaryota, Metazoa, Arthropoda, Insecta, Orthoptera, Acrididae. The record is from RefSeq and is a predicted model, not a curated record. The transcript has 15 exons. Gene Ontology annotation, molecular function: acyltransferase activity, transferring groups other than amino-acyl groups.
AUGUGGCGCUUGGCGGUUCUCGCGGUUCUGGCUGUGUCGGCCGCGGCGGCGGAGGACGCCUUCCUAGCGCAGGAGUCGCUGCUGUACGCUCUGGCCGCCGCCGCGCCGCCGGGCGCCUCCAACUCCUCCUGCAGCGGACAGCUCUCACAGCUGCGGGACGCCGCCGAACGCAGACACGUCUGGGCGCUCAAGAUGCUGGACGCAAGUGGCACUCCUGGAGCGGCUUUUCUGUGGGGCAACAACUACUGGCUUGGGUCCAGAUCUCAGUGUGAAACCAUUCCACUUCGUGAACCACUGGUGCUUUCCAGAGAUCUACCGAAGCCACCUCUCGCGUGGCCACCUUACCCAAUACACUUCUCAGUCGCCUCGUUUAGGCACAAUGCAACACUUCAAGUCCAUGUCGGUUUGCCCAAUGAGGAUUUGAUAGUAGUUGGACUGUGCCUGCCUGCCUCAUGUCCUGCAAAGGAGGUAGCUGAACUGCUGGAUGCAGCAUUCCUUUCAAAUCCUAUAUACAUCCAGAAGAUGUACAACAUGAGCUUCAGUCGAGUCCAGGUGGAAUCACUAAAGGAAGAUGACUCAUGGGUGUCAGAACAAACAUUUGUUACUGUUGAGGUACUGUUGACAUUUGUAGCGGUAAUCGUGAUUCUGGGUACAGCAUAUGAUGUCAUUAUUUGGCAGCCUCAUCUGAGAGAAAUAACAGCACAUGGCACGUCCCAGAAAACAAAAGUCCACAGUGUUAAAGAGAACAUGGAGGUAGCCAUCACCAACCCUAAAAUACAUGAAAACAAUAAUGAUAAUAGUUACAGCAACAACUACAGUGAGAAAACUGAUUGUUACACAAGCAAAUCAACAUCUUCCACAAGAGAGAAAAUUGUGCAGGGGCUUGGGCCGCUGAAUAGCAUCUUAGUAUGUUUCUCCAUAUAUUCCAAUGUACCCAUAAUACUCGACACCCAACUUGGUUGUGACUCUGUCCCAGCAAUACAUGGCCUGCGAUUCAUGGGUAUGGGUUGGAUCAUCAUGGUGCACACUGUUUUCUAUCUCAGUGAUUAUGCCGAUAAUAAACCACAAGCUUUUUACUUGUCAGAAGGUUUCAUGGUGCAGGUGGUCAGUAAUUCUACUCUUUCAGUAGACACAUUUUUCUUCCUCAGUGGGUUCCUAGUUUCAUAUCUGUAUUAUCAAGGGAAACAAGGAAAGAAACCCUCACAAGAGACAUGUGGAAGCAAAAUUGUGGAGUUUAUCACCAUGGUUCUACGAAGAAUUAUUAGGUUGACACCAGCAUAUAUGGCAGUGAUUGGAAUUGCCAUACUUAAUAUGAAAUGGCACAGCCAGAAAACUUUGUUCCAUAUGACAGAGAGAGCAGAUGUUAUUUGUCCGAAGUACUGGUGGCGGAAUUUGCUUUACAUCAAUAAUCUGUUUGACAGGGAAGAAAUGUGUUUGUCCUGGAGUUGGUACUUAUCCAAUGAUAUGCAAUUUUUUAUAAUUGCAAGUUUCCUUCUCAUUCUCUCUAGCAGCUACUUCUUGCUGAGUGCUAUUAUUCUGGGAUCACUAAUUGUUGCUUCAUCAGCAGUAACUUUCUACUCAUCAUAUAUCAACAGUUAUAUUCCUGUGUUAGAUCAACAAUUUGCAAUGCUUAGUACCUUGUACGAUCCACCUUGGACACGCAUUGGACCACAUCUAGUUGGAGUAGCUACUGGCUACAUUGUUAUUUAUUUGAAAGGGAAGCUCAUACUGAAGAAGAGAACACUGCUAAUGGCAUGGCUUCUAGGAUCCACUUUCAAUGUGAUCACAUUAUUUGGUCUCUACAAUCGUAAUAUCCCGGUUACUGCAGCAGCACUUUAUGUGGCUCUAAGUAGAACUGCAUGGGCACUGGGAAUCUCGUGGAUCAUAAUAGCAUGCUGCACAAACAAUGCUGGCAUCAUCAACUCUAUAUUAUCGUUUAGAGGAUGGAUACCACUCAGCCGUUUAACGUACUGUGUUUACCUCCUGAACCCACUGCUUAUGAAUUCCAUGUACCUAGACAGCGAAACUGCCAUGCAUGUCGAGUUUUUACCGCUGGCUGCUUACUUCUUUGGCCAUGUAGGUGUGUCUUUCUUUUGUGCAUUUGUUUUGUCCCUGACUUUUGAGACUCCAAACGUCCUGUUAAUGAGGUGGCUGUUGGGAUGCAGAAGUAAGAACCAGAAAGCAAAUGCAAGAGCUAAGGACUGUAAAGCUACCUCAGUGUAGUAUCGACUGAUUAAUGUGUAGUUCCUGCUAGUCAAGUUGUGAUUUAAUUUAGUAUUGCUUCGAUAUUAAAGCUGUUUUAAAAUCACUUCCCAUUUUUUAUAACUAGUGAAAUUGUAAACCAUGUGCAUGUGGGCCCACAUUGAGUUUUUCUGAUGUAUCCAAGAUAGCUGAAUUUCACAAAAUUAUAACCCUCCCUUUUA